This is a messenger RNA of Leptopilina boulardi, 1402 nucleotides long. RefSeq names its product TWiK family of potassium channels protein 7. Gene Ontology annotation, molecular function: potassium ion leak channel activity. The record is from RefSeq and is a predicted model, not a curated record. Bases 16 to 1293 code for a protein of 425 amino acids. Gene Ontology annotation, biological process: stabilization of membrane potential; potassium ion transmembrane transport. Gene Ontology annotation, cellular component: membrane. The transcript has 7 exons. Lineage: Eukaryota; Metazoa; Arthropoda; Insecta; Hymenoptera; Figitidae.
UAUUAAUAAGCCAAUAUGUCAUUUAGUGAAAAAAUUGAUAUUAAUUGUGAUUAUAAUGAAGUGAAUAAUGAUACGUGUGAUGAAAAUAAUGAGGAAAUUGAAAAUCAUCGUAAUUAUAAAAAAGAUUCCGUAAAAAUUACGGGUAAAGAAACUUUUAAAAAGUUAAAAAAAAUUAUCAGUCACGUUGGUCUUUUAAUUGCUUUAAUGUUGUAUACAGCAUCAGGUGGUUUGGUUUUUCGUGCUAUUGAACUUCCAGCGGAAUUAGAUCGAUUAACAAGACUGAGGGAUCAUUUAAUUGUACAAAGAUUUCAAUUUAUUAAUUCUGUCGUUAAUAGCACGGAUGUUAUAAAUUUCGCAACUUUGGUGGAUUAUAAAUUAAAAGAUUAUGAAUCCGCUGUUCAAAAUGCAGUUCAAGAUGGACUUUUUAUAAAUUUAGUUUAUGAAAUUAAUGAUCCGGAGAAUAAUGAUAAAAAACCGCCAAUGAAAACGGACCGAUGGAGUGUUUUGCAAGCGGUUUUUUUUGCCAGCACUGUUCUGACUACCAUUGGAUAUGGAAACAUUGUUCCUGCCACAGAUUGGGGAAGAAUAUUUUGCAUUCUAUUUGCAUUGGUUGGAAUUCCAUUAACAUUGACAGUAAUAGCUGAUUGGGGUAAACUUUUUGCUGAAGGUGUCAGUGAAAUUGCUCACAAAAUUAGAUCAAAUUUACCUGAAAGAAUUAAUUCUUGUAUGCCUAAUAAUAUGGCAGGAAGACGUUCAUUGGGAGCUUUUGCAGCGGUCGUUUUGUUAUUUUUAUAUUUGGCGUGUGGCGCCGGAAUGUUUAUGUUAUGGGAAGAAGAUUGGGGCUUUUUCGAGGGCUUUUACUUUUGUUUUGUGACAAUGACGACAAUUGGAUUUGGCGAUUUGGUACCAAAGAAACCAAAGUAUAUGUUACUUUGUACUUUGUAUAUUUUGGUUGGUCUUGCAUUGACUGGGACAAUAAUUGAAUUAGUUAGACGACAAUAUGCCCAUUCGUGGAGGAGAUUACAAGCUCUGAGUGGACCAUUAACGGAAACAUUGAAGAAAAUUGGAGAACACGCCGGUGGUGAUAUGUCGGCUUUUCAAUCUGAUCUCAGAAGGGCACUUACAAUAAUAUCGAUGCCACGUUUAAAACGUAGUGGAACUGAUGUGGAAAAUUCAAAAGAACAAGAAUGGGAAAAAGCAGUCGAGGAUAUUCUUUGGGAUAUUGCAAAUGCUUCGCCUUCAUCGCAAAAUAAUCCCAUUAUGCAAAUUGUCAUUUAUGAAUCGAGUGUUUAGACAAUUCUUUUGUGUUCUCCCAAAAUGCAAAUAAUUGCAUUAUUUUAUUUAUUAUUUAUUGAUAUUUCUAUUUUUCAUAUAUAAAGAAUUUAAUAAUUUUUUAAUUAUU